Messenger RNA from Rhipicephalus microplus (southern cattle tick), 678 nucleotides. Its product is annotated as sulfotransferase 1C4-like. Lineage: Eukaryota; Metazoa; Arthropoda; Arachnida; Ixodida; Ixodidae. The record is from RefSeq and is a predicted model, not a curated record.
AUGGGAGUGGAAGUAGCCGAGAAGAUGCCAAGACCUGGUGUCCUAAAAAUACACCUUCCUUUCGAAAGAGUGCCAUACUCCGAUAAUGCUAAGUACAUCUACGUCGCCCGAAACCCAUAUGAUGUCUGCGUCUCUUUUUACUACCACAUGAAGGGAUUCACACCGAAAACUGCAAAGGAUUUCUCGUUCGCACGAUUUCACGAACUGUUUGUGUCCGACAAGCUAUCCUGGGGCCCUUACUUUGCCCACCUCCAUGCGUGGUACUCGCAACGCGACCGUCCAAACGUCCUGUUUUUUACCUACGAACAGGCAAGGAAGGAUAACGCCCUGUGGGCCCUGAAGGUUGCUGACUUCCUGGGACAAAAGUACGGUAAUCAGUUGCGAAAAGAUCAAGCUCUCUUUUCGAAGAUUUUGGAAGUCUGCAGCCUAGAGAACAUGAGACGCGUGUUCGACAGUAGCACGCGUGGUAUGCUACGGGAUCUGCUAAAUCUCCCACCAGAAAAGGCGUUGAAAACUCUGGAUGUAUAUCGUGAUAAGCCUGUCAUUGUGGAGACCCACGAAAGCGAAGGCUUCAUACGCAAAGGCAAGGUGGGGGACUGGAAGACGCACUUCACGGUUGAUCAGAUUGAGAAGACUAAAGCGUGGAUUCUUAAAAUACCGAAGGAUCAGACGUUAUGA